AUGCACGCGCCACGGUUACCCUUCCCUCACGCCGCGAUUCACAAGAACCGCGCGCAGUUUGUGCGUAGGACGCUCACGCCGAUUCUCUGGGCUUCCUUCACGCCUCUUCACCGCCCUCCCAUCACCCCUCCGGUGUUGGCUGUCCGUCGGUUUAACGCGGGUGUUCUCUUCCCAUCACGUGCCUUCACCCUUCCCCUCUCACGACCGUGCUCUUCCACUCACGCAUCCAACCCCAUCCCGUCCCCCCUGCCAUUACCCUCUCUCGCGCUCCCAUUUCCUUCCCCGACUCCCACCCGCCCCUUCCCCCUCUCCCCCGCGUCCAGUGCCCCACUGCCCCCCUUCCAUUUCCCCACUCCGCCACGCCCAUGCCCCCACUUCCCCUGUUCUUUCACCGUCUCCCCUCCGUCCUUUUCCCCACUCCCACCCGUCCAUUCCCCCAUCCCCCCCCCGUCCAAUACCCCACUCUCCCUCGCCCUUUUCCAACACAGUAAUCCUCCCUUUCCCCAACGCCAACCCUCCCCUUCCCCAACGCACCUCCCUUUCCCGCACCACCACCCGCCCUUUCCCCUACUAACACCCUCCCUUUUCCCCACUCCUACCCCCCCUUUCCCCCACUCCUACCCUCUUUCCCCCACUCCACCUCGGCCACACCGCCUUUUUGACCGUGCAUGCCCUCCGCUCCCAACACGCCUCUUCGUGGGAACCAUGUCAUCCUCUCUUCCCCCUACUACCCCAGUCAUUCUCUCUUCUCGCUGCUUCCCCUGUCAUCCUCCCUUCCCCCUGCUACCCCAGUCAUCCUCCCUUCCCCCUACCCCAGUCAUCCUCUCUUCCCCCUGCUACCCCAGUCAUCCUCUCUUCCCCCUGCUACCCCAGUCAUCCUCUCUUCCCCCUGCCACCCCAGUCAUCCUCACUUCCCCCUGCUACCCCUGUCAUCCUCCCUUCCACCCUGCUACCCCAGUCAUCCUCCCUUCCCCCUACCCCUGUCAUCCUCCCUUCCCCCUGCUACCCCAGUCAUCCUCUCUUCCCCCUGCUACCCCUGUCAUCCUCCCUUCCACCCUGCUACCCCAGUCAUCCUCCCUUCCCCCUACCCCUGUCAUCCUCCCUUCCCCCUGCUACCCCAGUCAUCCUCUCUUCCCCCUGCUACCCCAGUCAUCCUCUCUUCCCCCUGCUACCCCAGUCAUCCUCUCUUCCCCCUGCUACCCCUGUCAUCCUCCCUUCCACCCUGCUACCCCAGUCAUCCUCCCUUCCCCCUACCCCUGUCAUCCUCCCUUCCCCCUGCUACCCCAGUCAUCCUCUCUUCCCCCUGCUACCCCAGUCAUCCUCUCUUCCCCCUGCUACCCGAGUCAUCCUCCCUUCCCCCUACCCCUGUCAUCCUCCCUUCCCCCUGCUACCCCUGUCAUCCUCCCUUCCCCCUGCUACCCCAGUCAUCCUCCCUUCCCCACCCUCCCUUCCCCACCCCCACUCCCCUCUCCUUCCUCCCUCCGUUCUCCACCAGGAGCGCGAUAA
Messenger RNA from Closterium sp. Naga37s-1, 1506 nucleotides. The record is from the annotation of a GenBank genome assembly. Lineage: Eukaryota; Viridiplantae; Streptophyta; Zygnematophyceae; Desmidiales; Closteriaceae.